Molecule: messenger RNA, 1129 nt
Organism: Magnolia sinica
Lineage: Eukaryota; Viridiplantae; Streptophyta; Magnoliopsida; Magnoliales; Magnoliaceae
Exons: 2
Coding region: 114-902 (262 amino acids)
Source: RefSeq, a predicted model, not a curated record
AAAAUUGGAUCAGAGAGAGAGAGAGAGAGAGAGAGAGAGAGAUUUCGCUGUGGAGAAAAAGAAAACGUAGAACAUCGGAUCUCAGAGAGAGAGAGAGAGAGAGAGAGAGAGAGAUGGAAGGUGGGAAAAGAGAUGCUAGGCGAAGGAGGCUUUCAGAUAGCGGAGCGGAUCGCAUGGCUUUCAUAACCGGAAAGAUCCAAGCACUCCCAGAGAAUGAGAAACCAAUCCCAAUUCCUGCCCCAAAGCUCACUCGACGCGAUGCCAUCAGCGUUGGUCGCCACAGAGAGGAUGAGGCUGAUGAUUCUGAAGCUGUGACGAAUUCCUUGGUCAACGGCUCCGAAGUACAUCCUUUGUUGGUUCCAAAAUCAAUCUCCCUCCCUACAACAGUUCAAAAAUCUUUCUCACUCCCUCUGGAGGCUCUAAAAUCACCCUCGCUCUCCUUGGUAGGUCCGAACUCAUCCAAUUCCACUUCUCAUACUGAGUCACAUGUACAACCACUGCCUGCCUUUCGUAGGAUUUUCACUGCCCGCCAAAUCACAUCCUCCAUCUCAGCUUCUGAGAACAUCCGCCUGCUUUGUGCCGCCGUCAUUGCUCUGUGGGCCGUUAUAUGGUAUCGCAGUUAUGAUUCAGGUGCAACAGCUUCUAGGCCAUUGUAUCUGCUCUCACUGACAGAUGUCACUGUUGUGAUUGGGCUACUACUGGCGGGACAUGGCGGUGCUCAUGCGAGGGCUGAAGUAGGACCAAGAAACUCAGGUCAAGAUGCUGAUGAUUGGGCAGAGAAAGCUGGUAGGGCUUUGGAGCUUGGGCUGGUGUUGCAGAAGGCCGUGACUGCUUUUCUCAUGGAUUUCAGUGUCUAUGCCGUGCUUCUCAUCUCCGGCUUUUCUCUGAUGCAAUACUGGUAGUUUAUUUCUUUUUAGGGUUAAUAUGAUUGAUGGGUUUUCAUCGCUUGAUCUGGUUUCGAUGAGUAUUCUUCAUGAGGUGAGUAGUCUGGUGGGCCGCCUUACCUGAGUCGACUUGGGAGUUUCUGAUUUUGACCAAUGUGAACACUUAUGAUCUGAUUGUAUAUUGUCACUGCAGUUAUUUGCUGCGCAGUGGCGUUGAAGCACAUAAAAAUUCUUGUUUUGCAUCA